AUGAAGGAUUUCCUUCGUUUGUACAGCAGUCUCGUUCAACGCUGCUUUGACGAUUGUGCCAAUGACUUUACCACUAAAUCCAUCACUGGCAAAGAGGAAGCAUGCGUGAACAAAUGUGCCGACAAGUUCUUGAAGCAUUCGGAACGCGUGGGUGCCCGCUUUGCUGAGCUCAGCCAAACCAUGACACCUCCUGGUUCGCAAUAA
Molecule: messenger RNA, 204 nt
Organism: Radiomyces spectabilis
Lineage: Eukaryota; Fungi; Mucoromycota; Mucoromycetes; Mucorales; Radiomycetaceae
Product: mitochondrial import inner membrane translocase subunit TIM9
Exons: 3
Coding region: 1-204 (67 amino acids)
Source: RefSeq, a predicted model, not a curated record